UACGGGCAGUAGCGUAUGUUGCGUUAGAAGCUGUUAAACUUUUUGUCCGCGUUCCAAUACUGGCUUUAGAUGUAGCUAAAUCUGCAGUAUCUGUUGCUCAAUUUGUAGUAGACAAAUCAAGAGUCGUUCUUGUUCUGGCGGAAGGUGUCCUUGAAGUUGCUAAACUUGGUCUGGAAACCGCUAAAGCGGUUCUUGAAAUUGCAAAGUCUGGCAUUGAUGCCGUUAAGUUUAUUGUAGGAGCAGCAUUACAUGUAUUUGAUUUAAUUGUGAAAUAUGGUCUUCAAUCCCUACUUGAUGUCAGGAACUGUAGAUUUGAGGUUGAACUUUCAACUGAAGACAAAGCUGCCUUUGAAGUAUCGUGCGAACUUCAGGCGUUCCACCUCCUUUGGCAUGAAUUUACAUUUGAAUUUGAUUUUAGAUAUCCAGCAGUCAGUAUGUGGAGAAUAGCUAAAUCUACAAUUAAAACCUUGUUGGAAUUCGUGGGAGACAUAUUUGGAAAACGCAAAAGAAGGUCAAUUUUGUAUAAAUCAAUGUCUAAAUUGCAUCACAUAAUACACAUUUAUAAAAGGGAUGUGACAAAUCAGUCGGAAUAUUUUUCUAACGAACAAACAAAUGGUUCCUUUCAACAUUUUGAUGACAGUUCUGAAGUACACUUCAAAAGCAAAUUUAAAACACAGAUUGAAUACUUUGCCUUUAAUUGUGAAUCAUUUCGUCACACAUAUUCAUUUUUAUCAGAAUCAAUUGAAAGCCUUUAUAUGAUGACAAAUGAAUCCACUUCUGCUCUUAAUGACGUAAUUAAUCUACAAAAUACGAUCAAUGACAUGAAUAUCCCAAUAACAGCCGACAACUUAACAGCGGAGUCUCUUGGAAUAAGCACCGACUACGCACUGCGAGAAUUCAACCUUACAGAUGAGGAUAUACGAAAUGCUAUUGAAAAUGCUACAGAUAUGUUGUCGGAUGAUUCGUCUCUCUCGCAAAUGGCAAAUGCUACCAGUUUUGCAGCAGAGCUUCUUGAUACACAGAUGGCAGAUGAAGAUUCCAUAUCUGUAAUUGAUCACUGGAUUCAUGGAAUGACGAAUACUUCAAGAGACUAUUUUGACGAAACAGAAUGCUAUGAUUUUAAGGACUGCGUUUUAUACUCGUUUUCUAAUCUCCAUGAUCUAUUUGAUGAUGACACACUUCCUGAUAUAGAAUACAGCAGAAAUGCAACCGCUAUCCUUGAAGAUCAGUUUUCAGAGCUUCUAUUUAACAGCAGUAGAUCAAUCAAAGAUACAAACAGACUUCUAGUCGAAGUUUCCGAAUGGUUAACUAGACUAAAUUAUUCUAACGUAUUUUGCGCAGUACCUCCAAAUGUUUCAAUUGAGGAUCCGAAUCAAAUAGCUCUUCUCGGAUCAUCCAUCAAUAUAAUUUGUAAUGUAAUAGGUGACCCAAGACCUAGAAUUAGCUGGUAUCACAAUGGAACUCUCCUUAUUAGUGCCAAUCAAGAUGUACUUCUGCUAAACAAUAUUCAACAAAUUCAAGGAGGAAUAUACAAAUGUUUAGCAGAAAAUGUUGUUGCUAAUGUCUCCUCAAAUGACGCCGAGGUAUUUGUUAAAGAAUGUCCCCCUGGUACGUUUUUUGGCAAUGGAAUGUGUUCGUUAUGCGAUAUUGGUAUGUAUCAGCCCUCAAAGAAUCAGCAAAAAUGUAUUGCUUGUGGAUCAGGACUUAAAACGUCAGCAACAGGAUCAAAAGACGUUUCCGGUUGUGUUGGUCGAGUAAAGAGCACGGAUAAAGCGAAAAUAGCUGCCGGUGUCAUCGUAGGAAUUGCUGUUGUUAUAGCUGUUCUUUUCGUUUUCUUCAAAUUAAUGCAACCAAAGAAGACGAAAGUCAAGCCAUAUCCAGAUGCAGUAAAAAGACCGGAUUCCGUGCAGAAACCCGUGUUUAAGCAUGCGUUUGUUGACCCAGUUCCCACAGGCAAAAACUAAUAAUCUAUAUAUCUAAAACCUUAUAAUAGGUGUGCGUUUUUUUAGAAUAGCAUACAAAUAAUUAGAGUUUGAAUUUUCAUUUUUAUUCCUGACGGCAUCUUUCUUUUCAAAAACAUUUAAAUGAACAAUCUUUGCAUGUAAAUAAACAUGAUUCCCGUUGAAUUGAAACUGUUAUAGACAUUUAUUUUUAAAGGUUUUAUUUCAUUCUGUUUUAUUUGAUCUUAAUUACACAGAAAAUAUUUUUUCAUGCGACUGUUAUUUGAUCUUUCAUCCUCAUUAUGCAUGUAAUACUUUGCCAGACAUAACAUUUUCUGUACGUUCUGUCAGUUAAAAAAGUUUGAGAAGCAUAUGAAAUGGAAUGAAACGUAAUAUUGUAUUUACUUUACACCUAAUGUAGUUGAAAGCACCUCACAUUUUUUUUACUAGUUUGAAUAGGGAUUUGGAUCAUAGGAAAACGGGUAAGAAUGUAAACGCAAAUAUCAUUUAAAAUAAAUAUUUUUAGAAUAGUUGGCCUCUUUUAAUAUUGGGAACGUCAACUUACAUUCACAAACAGUACAAAUUGCAAAAGAACCUAUUUGGAUUAACAGAUGCAGUUUUACAUAUCAUUAUUGUAUGUUUACUUUGAAUGCAUAUUUUUUUGUGGAUUCGCGUACCAAUACAUAUACUUUGCUAGGUCUGCCUACGGGAAGUUUAUAAACAAAAGCAAAACAAAACAAUAACCAUCUGAUUUAUAGAACAAUACAUAUGUAUGGAUCCAAUAAAAUUAUUAUAAAGCAUUAUUGAAGACAAAUUUCCUACAAAUGUAAAUAUCUAUCUAAAAAGGAUACAUCGCAAGACAUCCUUCACUAAAAUUAAUGAAUCGUCAUCUUAAAGUAAAUAUAAACAUGAUAAACUUAAACGUACAGAAGAAUUAAAUCUGGGUUAGAGUGUGUAUCUUUUUUUUAAAUUUUGGAUGAGUAUUCAAUUACUUAUAUAUAAAACAUGCAGAUUUGGGUCAUCGUGUUGCUUGGUCUUUCAUUUUUUUUAUGAAGCGUUUGAUGGACUUGUUUGCCUUUACGUCGUUUUGUCUUUUUUCGUUUUUUGGGGUUUUUUUUUUGCAAUCGCGUUGUCAGUUUUUCCUCGACUUAUGAGUUUGAAUGUCCCCUUGGUAUCUUUUUUUAUAUGUAAUAUAAUUUGGGAAUAUGUCCAGGAGUACACAAUUACGCUGUUAAAAUCUCAGGGUAACAAAACACAAUAAGCUGUGAUAAUGUGAUAAUUAGUUUCGAUUAAAUGACUUAUUUUGAAAAUGUUUAAUUUAAAUUGACCCAGUAUGUAAUAAAUUCAAGGGAAAUUGGUCUUAUCUCUUUGACAGAAUUAGUUGAAAAAAUAAUAUGUAUAUUUGCGUAUUACAAAGUGUUGUGGUGAUCCGCAACUCUAAUUUGCAAGAUCAAACUUUUUUAGUAUACAAAACAAAAUGUAGGAAACAUAAACAUCUACUUAUGCAUGGAAAAAAAAGUUUCAUAAAAAAAAAUUAGCAGUCGUGUAUAUAAAAUGUUUACAAUUUUUAAACACAAAUGUAUGUAUUAUAUGUUCAUUUAUGUCAUGAUUUCUUUUUCAUAUUCCGUCCACUGUUUUAAUAGAUGUUAUCAC
Molecule: messenger RNA, 3593 nt
Organism: Mytilus californianus (California mussel)
Lineage: Eukaryota; Metazoa; Mollusca; Bivalvia; Mytilida; Mytilidae
Exons: 4
Coding region: 435-1964 (509 amino acids)
Source: RefSeq, a predicted model, not a curated record